GGAAAGUUGACAAUUCGUGGAAGGAAAAUUAUGCUGGACUCAUCUGAUUGCAUAAGAGAAAGGCUUUGGAGUGGUACUGGGAUUCGAGGACAGAUGUUUUGCUACUAUUUCAACCCUAAGUUAAGAUAUUGUCAGUUUUCCGCAUAACAAAUUGUGUUUUAAUAGGAACUCAUACUAGCAUCAAAUGUAAAAUGGUCCAUUAUCAAAUUUAUAAGCUGAUGGUUGAUUUGAAACUAUGUUUCGUUGGCUGUCGCUUUUCUUUUAGUGUUCUUUCUAUAGACUUCAGUAAUCAUACUUAUAUCUUCUAUACUUCUGUUCUUUUUGUUACAGUGAGUCAUUUAACCUGCAACCUGUCGUCUUGACCUAUCUUCCAAUGCUGUUGGACUGACAUUUUUCUUAUGAUGCAGGAUUUUUUUCUUUUAGUCUACGGGCUGCUGCAUUCCGCUCAUUCUUUGCUUUGGAGUCAAAGAAGGAUAGUUAGCUUUCACUUUCAUAUUGAUGAAAGUGUUCAGAGUCUAUGGAGCUUGAAGCAUGUCAUGCAUUCUUUUGAAAAUUUUUUUUGGCAGAGUAAUGGCUUUUCGUUCAUACUUCCUAGUUUGAGAUAGAGGGCACAUAUCAUUUGAUUGGUUCAUUUGCAAGGGCAAUAAACCAAUAACUGGUUGCAAACCAAAUAACCAAUUUGGUUUGUAUUCAAAGAAAGUUCUUAUUAUUACUCUUUUUUUAGAUUGUCAGCUUGGUCAGUUGUAACAUUUUGUGAUGGUUGUCUGGCAGAUAAAAUGUAUUAUGUUGUUGGGUCUAUGUGAACUUGUGCUAUUUAUUGUAUAAAUUUUGUUGGAUAAUGUUGUUCCAGUUUUCUUCUCUUCCCAGCCUCUCCCUUAGAUCUCA
Messenger RNA from Rubroshorea leprosula, 885 nucleotides. The record is from the annotation of a GenBank genome assembly. NCBI's taxonomy places the organism in Eukaryota, Viridiplantae, Streptophyta, Magnoliopsida, Malvales, Dipterocarpaceae.